This is a messenger RNA of Neomonachus schauinslandi (Hawaiian monk seal), 1055 nucleotides long. RefSeq names its product RAB30, member RAS oncogene family (gene RAB30). NCBI's taxonomy places the organism in Eukaryota, Metazoa, Chordata, Mammalia, Carnivora, Phocidae. The transcript has 4 exons. Gene Ontology annotation, biological process: Rab protein signal transduction. Bases 168 to 779 code for a protein of 203 amino acids. The record is from RefSeq and is a predicted model, not a curated record. Gene Ontology annotation, cellular component: trans-Golgi network. Gene Ontology annotation, molecular function: GTPase activity; GTP binding.
GUUCCUCUCUCAGUGUCGAGAUCACCAGAGGGAAGCAUUAAAUUGCUCUUCACAUGAGUCAGAUCUGUUGUUCCUGAGGAGACAAGGCUGGUGCAGCUUGAGCGCUGUGGGCAAGUCUGACCAGGUCCCAUCUCAUUCUUGCCUGUGUUUGCCUUGCAGCUGUGUAAAUGAGUAUGGAAGAUUAUGAUUUCCUGUUUAAAAUUGUUUUAAUUGGCAAUGCUGGUGUGGGAAAGACGUGCCUAGUCCGACGAUUCACUCAGGGUCUUUUCCCCCCAGGACAAGGAGCCACGAUUGGAGUUGAUUUUAUGAUUAAGACGGUGGAGAUUAAUGGUGAAAAAGUCAAGCUUCAGAUCUGGGACACAGCAGGUCAAGAGAGAUUUCGGUCCAUUACCCAGAGUUAUUACCGAAGCGCCAAUGCCUUGAUCCUCACCUAUGACAUAACCUGUGAGGAAUCCUUCCGUUGCCUUCCUGAGUGGCUGCGGGAGAUAGAACAAUAUGCCAGCAACAAGGUCAUCACUGUGCUAGUGGGCAACAAGAUUGAUCUGGCUGAAAGGAGAGAGGUCUCCCAGCAGAGAGCUGAAGAAUUCUCAGAAGCUCAGGACAUGUAUUACCUGGAGACCUCAGCCAAGGAAUCAGAUAACGUGGAGAAACUAUUCCUUGACUUAGCGUGCCGCCUCAUCAGUGAAGCCAGACAGAACACACUUGUGAACAAUGUAUCCUCGCCCUUACCUGGAGAAGGGAAAAGCAUUAGCUAUUUGACUUGUUGUAAUUUCAACUAAAGGCUGAGGCAAGGAGAAGCGAGAGGAAUCAGCAGCUGCCCCGAUGGGCCCCCAAAUUGCUGGGGGAGGUCUGGUGAUGACUAUGGCUCCCGCUCUCAGACCUUCUGACUCCUGUGGGAUCCGGGCUUACAAAGCAUGGCAGCCCAGAGGUUUUGUCCACAGGCCAGCAUUAGCAGAACAUAUAAUGGUUUCACCCUUUUGCAGUCAGGAGUUGGAGCAAGGAGAAAAUUGCACUAGGCGCUCCAUGAUCUGCAGAGCAUGUUGCUUUUGUUCUUU